AUGGACUCCCACGCCUUCGUCGGCCUCCCUACCACAACCGCCAUAACCGGUCUUUUAGAAGUCGGCGCCGCUGCAAUCGACAUCCUAUCCGACCUCAACAUCUCACCUCAACACGACACCAUCGUUCUCAACACCUUGUUGCGGGAAGUGAAAGAAUGUCGCUCCUCUAUUCACGCCUUUUACAAGACUCUCAAUCUUAUUGAGAAUGGCCAAAUUCCUAUUCCUGCGCGCGCAGCUUGGAUUAGCUUGGACACCCUCGUCGCGACGCUCACGGAUACUGUUCUUGCGUUCUCGAGACUAAGUUCGCUGUGCUGUGCGGUUGAUGAGGAGAGUACGCAGUCUAGUCCCGAAGAUGCGGCGAAGCAUUUUGAGAAGAAGAUUAGAGCUUUGUGUGCGAGGAUUAGAUGGCAUAAUCUUUCUAUUGCCAUGAUGAUGACGAUAGUGAACUGCCCCGGAGAAAAAGACGCAAAAAACAGCCGCGACGAACUCGCGCAUCGAGUAGCCCGCCUCCUCACAUUCAACGUCAACCUCGCCUCGCGCCUCCGCCACAACACAAGACCAAGCUCCGGUUCCGGUUCCUCGGGUGCCAAGACGACCGAAUCCCCCGAGAUCACCCCCGUCAAUGUGGGGCGUCCUCCGCCGGCGACAUACUCAGGAACACUCUCCAACCUAACUCACCCCAAGGCGUUAUCACGAGUGGUUCUGCCUAUCGAGUUGAGAGAGUUGAGGGAUGACUUUGAGUACUACUCUGGUAGCUUUCCUUCGACGGUGGGAAGUUGUGAGUUUCCUACUGGUGGUGUUCUUGUUGGGACGCCGUACAAUGUCACUUCUGCGCGAUGA
Messenger RNA from Fusarium coffeatum, 840 nucleotides. RefSeq lists its product as uncharacterized. The coding region runs from base 1 to 840 and encodes 279 amino acids. The transcript has 2 exons. The record is from RefSeq and is a predicted model, not a curated record. Lineage: Eukaryota; Fungi; Ascomycota; Sordariomycetes; Hypocreales; Nectriaceae.